This is a messenger RNA of Peronospora matthiolae, 4014 nucleotides long. The record is from the annotation of a GenBank genome assembly. Lineage: Eukaryota; Oomycota; Peronosporomycetes; Peronosporales; Peronosporaceae.
AUGCAGAUGGUGCUGGAGGAACGGGACCUAUGGGAGGUCGUCAGCGGUGAGAUCAAGGCGGAACAGUGCGAGACUCAGUUGGACCAAGCGACGUACAAGAGGAAGUCAAGAAAGGCGAUGGCAGUGAUCUGUCUAGCCAUGGAAGAUUCCCAGCUACCGUUGGUCCGGUCGGCAAGUGGUGCAUGCGACGCAUGGUCAAGGUUGGAAGACCACUUCGAGAAGAAGAGUCUUGCCAACAAGCUGUUCUUGCGCCGUCGCUUCUUCACGACAAUGAUGGAAGAAGGCGACGAUGUGCUCGAACACAUCAACAAGCUCAAGACGCUGGCGGAACAGCUAGAAGCGGUGGGGGCUCCAGUCUGCGAGGACGAUCUGGUGAUCACACUCCUCGGCAGCCUGAGUGACUCGUAUCAAUUCUUGAUCACAGCUUUGGAGUCGCGCUCAGACACUCUUAGCUGGGAGCUCGUGACGUCUCGACUGCUUCAUGAAGAAAUGAAGCGGAAGGAGCAAGGAAGUAAAGGUGAUGAAGCUUCGCAAGGUCAAGCGUUCAUCACAAGGGACAAUCAGCGCAAAGGGCGACCAGUGAAGAAGUCCUGGCCGUGCCACGAUUGCGGAAAGAUUGGUCACUGGAUGGCGGAGUGCCCCUCGCGCAUCCAAGAAAACACGGAGAGACACCGGCCACAGCGUGCUCAAGACAGCGGCGACCGCUAUCGAUCACAACGUGCAAACGUCGCUCAAGAAGAAGACUCGGGCGACUACCUCUUUUCGAUCGGUGAAACGACAUCUGCGAAAUCGAGCGACAUCUGGCUGGUCGACUCCGGGGCGACGCAGCACAUGACGUGCUCCAAGAAGUUCAUGCGGAACUACAAGGGGUUUGACGCUGUGGAUGUCCAUCUCGCGGAUGAUGGAAUCGUCCAAGCAAUCGGCAGUGGGGACAUUGUCAUGUCGAUGAAGACACCCCAAGGGAUAAAGAAAGGUGUGCUCACAAACGUGUGGCACAUCCCAAAGUUAUCCAGAAACCUGUUCUCGGUCGGCCACUUCACCAAGGAUGUCGGCCCAGUGACGUUCACGAAGGAUGGGUGCUAUGGAGAAGCGAAAGGGACCAAGUGGAAAAUUGGUGCCCGUGAAGGUAAAGGACUGUUCAAGCUGCAAAUGACUCCAGUGGCGCCGGAACAAGCAAAUGCAGCCAAGUCGUCGGGAUGUCAAGGGGGCACCAAGUCGUACCUCUGGCACCUUCGGCUUGGCCACAUAGGUCACGAUGGACUCAAUUGCAUCGUGACGAAGAACAUUGGAAUUGGCAUCGACAUAUCUUCGGUGAAGAAGUGGGACGUGUGUGAAGGUUGUGCUCUGGGAAAACAGACUCGAGUGCGCUUCCAAUCAAACACUACAGCUCGCACCUCCAAACUCCUCGAAGUGAUUCACAGCGACGUAUGCGGACCGAUGUCGAUGGCAACUUUCAGUGGAAAACGGUACUUCGUGACAUUCAUCGAUGACAAGUCAAGAUACUGUGUCGUCUAUCUGCCCAAGAGCAAAUCUGAAGUUGCGGCGAAGUUCAUGGAAUACGCUGCGAUGGCCGAAACGCAAACCGGAAAGCGCGUGAAGUAUCUUCAAAGCGACAAUGGGGGUGAAUACAAGUCCGACAAGCUGGCACGAUUCUGCGCGGAACGGGGAAUACAACAAAGGUUCACACCCCCAUAUACUCCUCAGCUAAACGGAGUAGCUGAGAGAAUGAGUCGCACGCUGGUCGAGUGUGCGCGUUGCAUGAUGGAACACGCUGGACUGGGAAAGAGCUACUGGGGUGAAGCAGUGAUGACGGCUAUGUUUCUUCGAAACCGCUGUCCAACACGUGCCAUUCACCAAGACAAGUCUCCAUAUCAAGUGUGGACGAUGAAGAAACCGAUUCUGGCCAACCUUAAAGUGUUUGGAUGCCACGCGUAUGUUCAAGUGCCUCAAGACAAACGCGCGAAGUUCGACUCCAAGUCAUCACUCUGUCGUUUCCUGGGAUACGCCGAACACCAGAAGUCAUAUCGAUUUGAGGAAGUGUCAACAGGAGCGAUCAAGAUCAGUCGUGAUGCCACAUUCAUGGAAGACAAGUUUGAUGAAGGUCCGCGCAACUACAACGAUGAGUCAAGUGCCGUUGAGUUUGAUGAUCAAGACGAGGACGAAGAAAAAGAAGAAGGUAAAACUGACGUCGACAUGGACUCGAGCGACGAUGACAACGAAGACACCAGGUCUUCGAAGAGCAACAUCAAGAGACACACGCGCACUCAAUCACUUGAGAAAGCUACCUUCAUUCCAAGUCCCAAGCGAAGAACGUACAGAGGUCCGUCGCUUGAGCAUGUGUCAGCGGCUGCAAUGGAUUUUGAAGCAGCCUACAUCGUUGAUUCAGUGGGGGAAACGCCGACUACAUUCAAGUCGGCGAUGGAAUCAAGCGACUCCGGCAAGGGGAAAGAAGCGUGUGACUCGGAGUUCGACUCGCUUCAGAGAAACGACACGUGGGAAAUCGUGCCUCUUCCGAAAGGUCGCAAGGCCAUCGGGUGCCGAUGGAAAUUCGGAGUUGACUAUGAAGAAACUUUCGCACCGGUGGCCAAGUUCACAUCGAUUCGUGUGGUGCUCAGUAUGGCGGCAAAGUACGGCCUAAUGCUACAUCAGAUGGACGUCAAGACAGCGUUUCUUAACGGCUCCCUCAACGAAGACAUCUACAUGGACCAGCCGGACGGAUGCCUGGAUGCAACACAGCCGGACUAUGUGUGCAAGCUAAAGAGAUCACUCUACGGCUUGAAGCAAUCGCCUCGCAUGUGGAACCAAACAAUCGAUGGGUUCAUGAUCAAGAUGGGAUUCAAGAAGUGCGAAUCGGACCACUGCAUCUACAUCAAGCGAGACGACCAAGACAUGAUUCUCGUGGUGCUCUACGUCGAUGAUCUCAUCCUGGCCAGUAGCAACAACGAACUCCUCAAGUCGACCAAGAUGGCUCUGAGCAAACGCUUCGAAAUGACGGAUCUCGGUGAGCUCGAUUACUUUCUCGGCAUGGAGAUCAAGAACGACCGUAAGACGGGAAUGGUGACUGUGCAACAAACCAAGUUUCUCAAGUCCGUGUUGACCAAGUUCGGAAUGGAUAACAGCAAGCCAGUGAAGACGCCUCAAGAUCCCGGCCUGAAGCUAACCAAGAACAUGUGUGAACAAGAAUGCAAGCACGAAGACACCAUGUGCAACGUGCCAUAUCGAAGUGCUGUCGGAGGCAUCAUGUAUCUCAUGGUCGCCACACGUCCGGAUCUAGCUGCUGCAGUGGGAUCAUUAUCCCAGUUCUCGUCCGACCCAUGCCCGACUCACUGGCAAGCUUUGAAGCGUGUGCUGAGAUACCUGCAAGCAACGCCCAAUCAUGGUCUUGAGUUUACACGUGAAGAAGGAAGCCGUAUCUGCGGGUACACCGACGCAGACUGGGCCGGCGACAUUGAGUCAAGACGAAGUACAAGCGGCUAUGUGUUCAUGAUGAGCGGAGGAUGCAUCAGCUGGAAAAGCCAGAAACAACGGACGGUCGCGCUAUCUUCAACAGAAGCAGAAUACAUGGCGCUUUCCGAAGCAACCAAAGAAGCAGUAUGGCUCAAAGUGCUUUUGGGGGAACUUGGUGAGAUGACAAGCGACGAAGCGAUCAAGAUGUAUGAAGACAACCAAGGAUCAAUCGCUCUCGCCAAGAACCCGGAGUUCCAUAAGAGAACAAAACACAUCGACAUACGCUACCAUUUUGUGCGUGAGAAGGUGGAAUCAGGUGAAGUCGUUUUGGAGUAUUGCCCGACUCAAGAUAUGCUGGCAGACAUGAUGACCAAGCCGAUCGCCGCUGUACAAUUUGAAAACAUUCGCGAUCGACUUGGGAUCCAAGGUGCCGCAGCUAACGAGUCGAGAGGGAGUGUUGAAAAGACAGCGGCUGUGAAGAAGACACCUCGUCAAGCUGCGUCAAGUGUUGAAGCAAGUGGAAGACCAAGCUUCGCUAUACCGGUGGGUACCGGUAUGUACCAGUAA